Molecule: messenger RNA, 1566 nt
Organism: Ostreobium quekettii
Lineage: Eukaryota; Viridiplantae; Chlorophyta; Ulvophyceae; Bryopsidales; Ostreobiaceae
Source: the annotation of a GenBank genome assembly
AUGGACGGGGCCUGCCUGCGGGGCGGCGCGGGCGGCGACUGGCGGGAGGGGGGAACGUCCACCUCGGCCAGGGAGCCGCUGACCAUCAAGUACUCCACCAGUCAGAAAUCCCUGAAAGAGGAGGACGUGAUCUUCGCCCGCGAGGGCGUCACCUUCGCCAAGGGCGGCCCAUCGUGGUCCAUGUACUGUGUCUGCGACGGCCACACCGGCGUGACGGCGGCGCACUACGUGCGGGACGCCCUGUGCCCCGUGCUGGGCGCCCUCCUGCCGGACACCCCCCUGCCGCCAUACGGCAGCAAAGAAUUCGAGUCGUUUACUUACGACGUGGGGACGGCAUUGGUUGAGGCGUUCGUGAGGAUAGGCCAAAAUUUUACAGAGGACAACCCGAAUGACGUUUCUGGCUGCACCGUCACCGUGGCCCUCCUGUGCGGCCGCCUGCUGACCGUGGCCAACGUGGGCGACUCCGACGCCGUCGUGGACACUGGCACGGACGCCUUCCUGGCCACCGCAUGCCACCGCAUCGAGGACAACGCCGGGGAGCGCGAGAGGCUCACGUCGCAGGGAGUGCGCUUGGGGAGGCUGUCGCCGUCGCUGACGCACGUAGCGGCGCCCGGCGAGAAGGGCGUGGGGCCGCUGAGGUGCUGGCCGGGGGGGCUGGCGGUGUCGAGGUCGAUCGGCGACGCGGAGGCGGGGGUGCACGUGCUGACGUGCCCCAACGUGUGCCAGGUCGUCCUGCCGAGGAGCGGCGCCAGGGUGCUCAUGGGCUCCGACGGCCUCUGGGACCUGAUCGCCUGGGACGACGCCGUGCGCCUCAUCCGCCGCACCCCCGCCUCCAAGGCCGCCUCCCGCGUCCUCACUCAGGCCCUCUUCCAGCACAACUGGUGCUUCACCGACGACACGUCCGCCCUCGUGCUGGACGUCCUGCCCGCCCACAGGGGCGACUUCCCAUCCCUCGUGAAGGAGAAGCUGAAGAGGCAGCGCAAGAGGCAGGGCGCGGAUGAGGGGUGCGGGGGGUUCAGCGCCUGCUUCUGCGGCGUCCCCAAGGCGCGGGCGCUGGACGUCGGCGCCUGCGAGGAGGAUCAGCACGAGGUGCUGGCGGCGAUAGACGGCUGGGAGCUGCUCAGGGACGCCCAGGAGCUGUCCCCCAACGACAGCUGCUCCAGUCUGACCGAGAUGACGCGCCAGGCUCAGCGGGAGUUGCCGGCGGCGGACGUCAAGCUGAGGACGGGACUCGGGGGGGGAGGGGGGAGGGAGCACACGCCCAGCCUGAACGGGGCGUGGCGCAAGCUCACGGGGGGAGCCUACGCGAACGAAGUCGUGGAGUCGGAGCACAAGGAGGCGGAGAGGAGGCGACCCGAGGCGGUGCUGGACCCCGUGGACAAGCUGCAGCAGUCGUCGGAGUGGCUGAUGUCCUUCGCGUCGAGCCACACGAGGUCGGACGCCGUGGAUGCCGUGGAGGUGGACACGUCGAGCAAGGGCGACGAGGCGUCGCUGAGGCAUUGGAUGAGGAUGCAGCGGUCGGGGGAGAGGCCGCCCAGGCCGCACGGCGCCUCCCGCCGCGGGUAG